CCUCUGCUGUGCUGGGUAUGGAGUAUAGUGUUGAAAGACCGAGGAAGGAAGAAACAGUGAUGGAAGAGGCAGAGGAGGAGCAACGUCGUCGUUUAAAGCUCGAAGAGGCCCUUGAAAUCCAAUCCCUCAGACGCAUCAUUAGUGCUUACCUCAACUAUCCGGAUGCUGCAGAAGAGGAUGUUAGAAGAUAUGAGAGGUCUUAUAGGAAGCUUCCACCUGCCCAUCAGGCUUUGUUAUCCCACUAUCCUCAAAAGUUCCAAAGAUUACGCUGGUGUAUCUCAAUGAAUUCUCGUUUCAUAUUCAGCAUGCUUCAGGCAUUCGAACCUCCACUAGAUAUGAGCCAGGACGUAGAAUUUAGUGAAGAUCCACAUCCUGAAUUGGCUCAAAAAGAUCAUUUAGAUUCUGAAGGGAUUAAUGCCUAUUCAUGUGAGUCAGCCCCUCUGAGAAUAACAUGUUCUGUAGCUGAUCAACAUGGUUGUGUGGAAGGUAGCAAUCAUGCAUGCAGAUCACAUGCACUGGCACAUCCCAAUGAGGAGGUGGAUGUUGAGAGUUGCCACCAGUCAAAUACUGGGAGCCAUUCUCCAAGCUUGAUACAUACUAAAGAGACUAGUGAAUGUUUUGGAGGUCCUAUUUCUGGUUCCAAUGGCAAUGUGCCGGACGCCUCAUCACAGCAACAAUGGCUGGAUCCAUCUCUUCAAUUGAAUGUUCCAUUAGUUGAUGUAGAUAAGGUGAGAUGUAUAAUAAGGAACAUAGUUAGGGACUGGGCAACAGAGGGUAAAAGAGAACGAGAUCAGUGCUACACCCCAAUACUUGAAGAGCUUAAUAUGUUAUUCCCUAAUCGCAGUAAAGAGAGUCCCCCUACAUGUUUAGUUCCCGGUGCUGGACUUGGUCGGCUGGCCUUGGAGAUUUCAUGUCUUGCAUACUUAUUUGUUUUGAAAUCACAAAGUGAUAAUUGCUAUUCUGAUUUUUGGGUCUUUUCUCGUUUGGGUUCUCAAUCAAUUGGCUUGAUGGAACAUUUAAGAUCCCAAACUUUUGGUGAGUGGACAAUUUAUCCAUGGAUUCACAGCAAUUGCAAUUCAUUAUCAGACAAUGAUCAACUUCGUCCUGUUUCAAUACCAGAUAUUCAUCCAGCCAGUGCAGGAAUUACUGAAGGCUUUUCUAUGUGCGGAGGUGACUUUGUUGAAGUCUACAGUGAUUCGAGCCAAAUUGGUGCAUGGGAUGCAGUUGUGACUUGUUUCUUUAUAGAUACUGCACAUAAUGUUGUUGAGUACAUCGAAAUAAUUUCAAAAAUUUUGAAAGAUGGGGGAGUUUGGAUAAAUUUGGGACCUUUACUUUAUCACUUUGCAGAUAUGUAUGGACAGGAAGAUGAAAUGUCCAUUGAAUUGAGUUUGGAAGAUGUUAAAAGGGUAGCAUUUCAUUAUGGAUUUGAAUUAGAGAAAGAAAGGAUUAUUGAGACAACUUACACCACAAAUCCUAGAUCAAUGAUGCAAAAUCGUUACUUUGCUGCGUUUUGGACAAUGAGAAAAAAAUCUGCUGCAGUGCAGCAGCAAGUGCCCUGAGAAUGGGAGAUUAAAUUAUAGUGAUAUAAAGUACAAACUAGCUCUCUUUCACUUGGUCAGGCCUUGUAAUUUUCCUUGCUGGAGUGCAGAAUUUUCCUGAAUUCAUGAAAUCCUGACAAUUUUCCAUCAUUAGGAGGUUGAAUUUGCAUUUGGCUUUAAAUUCCAUAUAAAUGAUUUUGAUAAUCAGAUGCUUGCUAACUAUGCUAUCUUGGAUACUCUACGAGAAAGGUUGAGUGUGGGUUGAAGGUUGAACAGUCCCUUGCAGGACGGAAAAAGCAUUAUUACGUCUCAUGCACGUGAUUUUUACUCUUUUGCAGUUUUCUGAGUUUUGAAAGUGCUUGGAUGGUGAAUUUUAAAUGAGGGAAUUUUUUUUUUUUUGAUGAAUGUAAAACGUUGUCGUGAAAUAUUUAUCUGUAGACUGAGAAACUGCAAAGUCAAAAACACGUGCUCAA
Messenger RNA from Cajanus cajan (pigeon pea), 2011 nucleotides. RefSeq lists its product as uncharacterized. Gene Ontology annotation, molecular function: S-adenosylmethionine-dependent methyltransferase activity. Lineage: Eukaryota; Viridiplantae; Streptophyta; Magnoliopsida; Fabales; Fabaceae. The record is from RefSeq and is a predicted model, not a curated record.